This is a messenger RNA of Blepharisma stoltei, 327 nucleotides long. NCBI's taxonomy places the organism in Eukaryota, Ciliophora, Heterotrichea, Heterotrichida, Blepharismidae. The record is from the annotation of a GenBank genome assembly.
AUGAUAGCUGCUAUUUGAAGUGUGGGUAUUUCUUCUAUAUAUGAGUUCACCAAUGAUGGGUUAUUAGAAAUAUUAACCUUGCUUCAAUAUGUUGGAUGGGCAUUUCUAUUGGUUGUUGGUGUGCUAAUACAGAAAAAAUACUGUCCUGGGUUACUAUAUUCAGAACGUCCUCCAAAUAUUGCUCUUUUAUUCAGGUUCGCAUUAAGCAAAAAAAUAUCAGCAGAUCAAAUAAAUAAAAUGAAUAAAGAAAAAGCAGCAAGGCACCUUAUGUCUUCUAUGAGAAAAAGGGCCUUCAGCAGUUUUUCUAAUCAAUCUAUGAUUCUUUAG